GUCGUCGCAGACACAGUGGUACACGUAAGAUUUGUUCACGCAAGGUCGUGUCCCCAACUACGGGGUAAGAGAUUCUUUAAUUCGAGCGAAAAUGAUGACCUUUGCUGGUCGUUUUGGGGCUCUUGCCCCAGUGUUGCGGGUGACAAAGCAAUCCGUCAAAUGUACAGCGGCAACUGGAGCCAAGGAGUUGGUGCCUGCCACUGCUCCCGGUGGAAUCAAACUGGCCCACACAGAUAUCAAGAUCCCUGACUUCACAGAUUACCGCCGCCCUGAAGUCACAGACCCCAACAAAGCCUCUCAGGACAGUAGUGAGUCAAGGAGGGCCUUCUCCUACUUGUUAACCGGGGCCACCGCAGUUGUCAGUGUGUAUGCAGCCAAAACGGUGGUCAGACAAUUUGUCUCGUCCAUGAGCGCCUCAGCUGACGUCCUGGCCUUGUCCAAAAUUGAGAUCAAGCUGUCUGAGAUUCCAGAGGGCAAAAAUAUGACCUUCAAGUGGAGAGGGAAACCGCUGUUUGUUCGUCAUCGCACCGACAAGGAAAUUGCAGCAGAGGAGGCUGUGAAUCUCGCGGAGCUCCGUGAUCCUCAGCACGACAAGGAUCGAGUGCUCAACCCCAGCUGGGUGAUCGUCCUCGGUGUGUGCACCCACCUGGGGUGUGUGCCCAUUGCCAACGCCGGUGACUUCGGUGGCUACUAUUGUCCUUGCCAUGGAUCUCACUACGAUGCCUCGGGAAGAAUUAGAAAAGGGCCGGCUCCCCUUAACCUGGAAGUACCCUACUACGAGUUCCCGGAUGAUGACACCGUCGUGGUGGGAUAAUUAUUAAAGCGCUAACCUAUUUUACGAAUCGAUACCCCUUGUAGUAUACUUUAAAUAGAUGGUUCUCUGUAUAAGGUGGAGGUAAAAUGGUCUAUUUAAUUGUCAAUAAAAACUGGUUUCCUAAACCACUGCCAA
Molecule: messenger RNA, 949 nt
Organism: Corythoichthys intestinalis (scribbled pipefish)
Lineage: Eukaryota; Metazoa; Chordata; Actinopteri; Syngnathiformes; Syngnathidae
Gene: uqcrfs1
Product: cytochrome b-c1 complex subunit Rieske, mitochondrial
Exons: 2
Coding region: 92-814 (240 amino acids)
Biological process (GO): mitochondrial electron transport, ubiquinol to cytochrome c
Cellular component (GO): membrane
Molecular function (GO): 2 iron, 2 sulfur cluster binding; quinol-cytochrome-c reductase activity
Source: RefSeq, a predicted model, not a curated record